Molecule: messenger RNA, 2052 nt
Organism: Peronospora matthiolae
Lineage: Eukaryota; Oomycota; Peronosporomycetes; Peronosporales; Peronosporaceae
Source: the annotation of a GenBank genome assembly
AUGGGUCGAAUCUCUGGAGUCGAAUCCAGUGCAUCAUGCACUUACAACAAGAUCGUCUACAACUUGAAACCAAGCGUCAAGCACAUGCGAACAUUCGGAUGUCAGACGUACAUACUGACGCCUAAAGAGAAUCGACUCAAGUGGGAUCCAAAGGCUUGCGCUGGCAUAUUCGUGGGCUACGAAGAAGUUUCGAAGGCGUAUCGUGUUUAUGACAUCGAGGCUGGGCAGGUGGUUAUCAGCCGCGAUGUCAACUUCGACGAGUCCACCUUUGGACUUCAACUGCCGAUCACUGAUGAAGAUGUCGAUGACCUGGACUUCGAAUUGCUGGAUCUUGAUGACGAAGAGCUGCGUCAAAUGGAGUACAAGCAAACAGGCAAGCGCAAGAACCGACUCAAUGAUGAAGAUACAGCAGCUCCACGACCGCGUGCAGUGCGUCAACGACCAGGACUUGAAGAGUCAAGCGCGCCGGAAAACAACUCGUCACGCCAAGAAGAAGACGAUGAAACGAAGGAUUCUGGUGAUUCAAUACCGCCUGUGUUUUGGCGUGCGAGUGCAAAUGCCGUUGAAGCAGCAGUGGACUUAUCAGAGCCCUCAACAUUUGAAGCAGCAGUAAGCGGCCCUGACCAAGUGCACUGGAGAAAAGCAAUUCAUGCAGAGAUCGAGUCAAUGCGACUUCGCGGUGUGUUUCGUGCAGCCAAGCUGCCCAACGGACAACGCGCCAUGGGCACAAAAUGGGUGUUCAAGAUCAAGCGCAAGGCGGAUGGGUCAAUCGAGAAGUACAAGGCACGACUUGUGGCCAAGGGUUUCCGCCAAAAGCAUGGCAUCGACUACACGGAGACGUUUUCGCCUGUGGUCAAGUAUGUGACGCUGCGAAUGGUGAUCGCAAUUUCCAAGCAUUUUGGAUGGCCCAUCGACCAGCUUGAUGUGGUGACAGCUUUCCUGUAUGGCGUCAUGAAGGAACAAGUGUUCUGCGUGAUUCCUGAAGGCUUCGAACUUGACAGUACGUUCGACUGCCUGGAAUUGGUAAAGUCAAUUUACGGCCUCAAGCAAGCUUCGCGAGUGUGGAACGAGACGUUCGACGAGUAUGUGUGCUCCAUCGGAUUUCAAGUAUCGGACUUCGACCCAUGUCUCUACAUCACGACAUCGGACGGCCAUUGCGUGUUUAUACUGGUCUACGUGGACGACGUCUUGGUGACUGGAAGCUCGCUCGAGCUGAUUGCACAAACCAAGAACGACCUGAAGACGCGGUUCGAAAUGACGGACAGCGGCAAGUGUGCGUUUGUUCUUGGGAUCGAGCUUUUGGACGGUGAAGAUGGCAGUGUGACACUAUGUCAGCGUCGGUAUGUCGAUGAUAUCCUCAAGCGCUUUGGCAUGGAUGAUUGCAAGGCAGUCGCAAGUCCAGUCGACAUGAGCUCUCGACUUGUUUCAAGUGAUGCAACUACCAAGGUCGAUGCUCCUUUUCGCGAAGCUGUUGGUGCGUUGAUGCACCUGACCACUGCAACGCGUCCGGACAUUGCGUUUGCUGUGGGCUAUGUGUCGCGGUUCAUGGAAAAUCCCCAAGAAGAAGAACACUGGGUUGCAGUUAAGCGUAUCUUUCGCUACCUACAAGGCACCAAGACGCAUGGAAUUUGCUACAAGCCAAGUGCAAGGAUCGACUUCCGUGGAUAUUCGGAUGCGGAUUGGGCUGGUGAUCUUACCGACCGCAAGUCAACAUCGGGGUACACGUUCAUGCUACUCGGUGCGCCAGUAAGUUGGGGCAGCAAGAAGCAGCCAAGUGUUUCGUUGUCCACGACUGAAGCUGAAUACAUCGCACUCAGCUUGGCGAUUCAAGAGGGCAAGUGGAUUCAUCGUCUGCUUUGUGAGAUCGUGAUAGCUGCCAAUGAAGAAGGACCGGAACUCAUGAUUCAUGAAGACAAUCAGUCAUGUAUCAAGAUGACGAAGAACCCGGUCAACCACGGCCGUGCCAAGCACAUUGAUAUCAAGUACCAUCACAUCCGUGAUGAGGUCAAGCACGGUGAAGUGAAGUGCUCAAGUAUUGUGAAACUGCGGUGA